Messenger RNA from Cuscuta campestris, 1686 nucleotides. NCBI's taxonomy places the organism in Eukaryota, Viridiplantae, Streptophyta, Magnoliopsida, Solanales, Convolvulaceae. The record is from the annotation of a GenBank genome assembly.
CAGACAAUUAUCGUCUGUGUUUGUCUGUGCGAAGUAUGAGUGCACCCAAGAGAGAGAGAGAGGCAAUGUGUAACUCCCCCGCACUCUCUUCUGUAACGGCGGCGAUGGGGCCGUCGCCGGACGUAUUCCUCCCUUCGGAGCCCACCGACAAAACAAACGGCCUUCUCUCUCUCCCCCUGCUCCCGUCGUCAAAGCCCCGGCAGGAGAAGACCCUCCCUGUCUCCCUUGUCCUCCGGGAAGCAGAGGCUAUUGCCCGAAUCGCCCUCCCCAUGAUCCUCACCGGCCUCAUCCUCUACUCCCGGUCCAUGAUCUCCAUGCUCUUCCUCGGCCGCCUCGGCGGCCUCUCCCUCGCCGGCGGCUCCCUCGCAUUGGGCUUCGCCAACAUCACCGGCUACUCCAUCCUCUCCGGCCUCUCAAUGGGAAUGGAACCCAUCUGCGGCCAAGCUUUCGGCGCCAAGAAAUACUCCCUCCUCGGCCUCACCUUACAAAGAACCAUUCUUUUACUCCUCCUGAUCUCCCUCCCCAUUUCCCUCCUCUGGGUCAACAUUAAAAAGAUUCUAAUUUUCUGCGGCCAAGACCCGGCGAUCGCCGCCGAGGCCCAAUCUUACCUGAUUUACUCCCUUCCCGAUCUCGUGGCCCAGUCCUUUCUUCAUCCCCUGAGGAUUUACCUCCGAACCCAGUCGAUCACUCUGCCUCUCACCUUCUGCGCGGCUUUCUCCAUUGUUCUCCACGUGCCCAUCAAUUAUUUCCUGGUGACGAAGAUGGGUAUGGGGGUCAAAGGGGUCGCCCUCAGCGGGGUGUGGACAAAUUUCAAUCUUGUCGGUUCUUUGAUCGUUUAUAUUGUUAUCUCCGGCGUGUACGAGAAGACCUGGGAGACAGUGUCGUCGGAAUGCCUGAAAGGGUGGAGGGCUCUGAUGAAUCUGGCGAUUCCGAGCUGCGUCUCCGUUUGCCUGGAGUGGUGGUGGUACGAGAUCAUGAUCCUUCUCUGCGGUCUGCUUGUGAACCCGACGGCCACCGUCGCCUCGAUGGGGCUUCUGAUUCAGACCACUUCCCUGAUCUACAUUUUCCCUUCGUCCCUCAGUUUCAGCGUCUCCACCAGAGUGGGGAAUGAGCUCGGCGCCAGAGAGCCCGGAAGGGCCAAACGCGCCGCCGUGGUGGGACUCGCCGGAAGUUUCUUUUUCGGAAUCACGGCUCUGUUUUUCACCAUCUCCGUCAGGAAUGUGUGGGCGAAGAUGUUCACGGAGGAUAAAGACAUAAUCGCCCUCACCGCUCUGGUCCUGCCCGUGAUCGGGCUGUGCGAGCUCGGGAACUGCCCGCAGACGACCGGGUGCGGGGUUCUGAGAGGGACGGCGAGGCCGAAGACCGGAGCGCACAUUAAUCUCGGCUGCUUCUACCUCGUCGGAAUGCCGGUGGCGGUCGGAUUGAGCUUCUACGGCGGCUUCGACUUCGAAGGCCUCUGGUUGGGGCUGCUGGCGGCGCAGGCGUCUUGUAUGGUCACCAUGCUCCUGGUUUUGCUCCGAACAGAUUGGGACCUCGAAGCCCGGCGAGCGGAGGUUCUCACCGCCGCCGUCAAUGGCAGAAACGAUGAAGAUUCUUUGUGUUAAUAGUUACCAAAUUUUUUUCUAUCUUAUUAGAAUCUUUUUUUAAUAGGCGCACAAUACCUAUAAAUAUACUUUUAUGUUUUUC